AUGGUGGCCUCUAUCAAGAAGGGCACCAGUUGCAGAAGAUGCAGAAUUCAUAAGAUGAAAUGUGACAGGAAUCUGCCUUGUUCUGCCUGCACUAGGGCCAAUACAGGUGAUGAAUGUCGCAAGAACCCUCCAGGACGAUUUAUAAGCGAUCGAAGACUUUCAGCCAUGAGCUGCACCGAUUCGCCCAGUUUCAAGGCACAGAACAUAGAUUGGAGUCUACUCCAGACAGACCAAGAUUUCGCUGACCAAACCAUGGUAGAUGCCCUGAGCAACAAUUCAUUUCAUUCUCUAUACUAUUCAGAAAAGAACGAUACUUGUGGUGCUGUUUGGACUUUGCAUCUGGUGAGACUGCUUCCGAGCAAGUAUCAAUGUGAUACCCUGAUCAACGAGUUCUUUGAUAGUUACCAGUAUCUUUACAAUGCCGUCCACGAGCCCUCUUUCUAUACACAAUACCACCAGCUAUGGACCACGCCUACCUCUGAAGUUGACCUGUUGGAUAUAGGAUUGGUAUUUGCUAUGCUUUGCACCACUUCUCACGAGGCUUCGGUGGGGUUAAGCGAACGGCUGGAUGUCGAGCCAACUUAUCUCAGAGACAUGUCCAAAAUUUGGUUCAAUUGCUGUUUACAGGCGAUGUAUGCAUAUGACAUUGACAAAAAUCCGUCAAUGAAACAAAUAACGAUUUUUCUGGUGCUCCAGUCGUAUCUUUUUGCAACCAAGAACGUUCAACUAUUGAACUCGUAUCUCAGCAAGAGCAUAGCUGCGGCCCAGCUGUUGGAUAUCCACCAGCAAACAAUUUGCAAAGGUUUUAUUGAGACUGAAAUGAGGAAAAGAUUAUGGUGGGACUUAUGUGCUGCCGAUACCUACCAGUCUUUAUGUUUGACAAGACCACCCUUGAUCUCGUGUGCUAAUUCAACCUCUCCAUUGCCCACCUAUUGCAACGAUUACGAUAUCACCGAGAACUCUGUUACGGCAAGACCUCUGACCGAGCCUUUGAGAAUGGCCUCCAAUUAUUACAUGAUCAGAUUCAUGAAGAUUUGGAACAGAUUAUGGACUUCCAGUGGAGAAUACAUUAACACUCCCGAAAACGUUCAGCAGAUCGACAAAGAGAUCGAACAGCUUGUGGGAGCAUUACCUUGGUUCUUUACAUUCACCAAGGAAGGGCAAUUGCCAUAUAUCCCCAAAGGAAUACGAUCAGAUAUUUAUUGGCAAUUUCAUUUCUUAUGGAGUUGCAUAUAUACUCAGAGAUUCAGAAUGCACCGGAGCUUUCUUAGUCCCCGGAUCGACUACUCUUUCGAGGCAUGUCUAGAUGCGGCUUCCAAGGUGCUGCAAGUGUAUGUUCAACUGAGGCCUCAAAUUUCGACUUCUAAUGGGAAAUUUUUGCAGAACGGUUAUCAGCUUUUCUCUGCUGCUACUGCUCAAGCUAUUUUCAUUCUUAUCGAACGACCACGAUCUGCUCCUCAGAUCAAAGAGACAAUUGAACUGGUGAUAUCAGAUCUUCAAAUAAUGCACGAAAAACAGAAAUUGACCACCCCAGUGAUUAUUGACGGUCUUCGAAUUUUGAGAAUGCUUUUGGAAUUUUAUGAUCUUGGAAGACACAAGACCAAGGGCCAAUUGUUGCCCAAACCUUCGAAACUCAUUGGCGACGAUAUUUACUUUGUCUUCGGAGGCCACCAGAAGGUUCAAGACUAUUUGGACCAACGUCGUGAUGAAAAUAACGUUCAAAAUCAAGAUGACAUGAUGCCUAUGGACGAUGAGGAGUGCAUGGAAUGGAUAGACCUUGAUAAUCUCUGGGGCAAGUGGAACUGGAAUGAGUGGGAAGCGAUUUUUCAGGACAGUUGGAGAGGUAAUAAAUAG
Molecule: messenger RNA, 1854 nt
Organism: Kuraishia capsulata CBS 1993
Lineage: Eukaryota; Fungi; Ascomycota; Pichiomycetes; Pichiales; Pichiaceae
Exons: 1
Coding region: 1-1854 (617 amino acids)
Biological process (GO): DNA-templated transcription; regulation of DNA-templated transcription
Molecular function (GO): zinc ion binding; DNA-binding transcription factor activity, RNA polymerase II-specific; DNA binding
Source: RefSeq, a predicted model, not a curated record